Messenger RNA from Cucumis sativus (cucumber), 2843 nucleotides. RefSeq lists its product as uncharacterized. The record is from RefSeq and is a predicted model, not a curated record. The coding region runs from base 835 to 2451 and encodes 538 amino acids. The transcript has 16 exons. Gene Ontology annotation, biological process: peptidyl-lysine monomethylation. Gene Ontology annotation, molecular function: protein-lysine N-methyltransferase activity. NCBI's taxonomy places the organism in Eukaryota, Viridiplantae, Streptophyta, Magnoliopsida, Cucurbitales, Cucurbitaceae.
AACACUAAAGGUAGCAGAAAAUGGCCAACUCCGACCAAGCAAAUCUCGAACUGUUUCUCCAAUGGUUACAGGUUAAUGGAGCAGACCUUCGAGGUUGCACGAUCAAGUACAGUGAUUUGAGCAAAGGGUGUGGCCUUUUUUCCGCCAACUAUGCCUCUGAUGGUAUUCUAAGUUUCGACUUUUGUUUUUUCACAAUAGAUUAUAUUCUUGCGGCAGUAUUUGAUUCUGCAGCCAAAUUGUUCAGUUUUUGCCUAUCCCGCUAAAAGCUCAUGAAUUUCUAUGUGGGGAGUGAUCAUUUUAAAAUUUAUUUAUUUUUGUAUACUCACCACCCAUUUUGAAAAUGAUUUUUAAUUUCCUAGAUGUGCCAUUCAAGAAAUUCUAACUAAAGGUAUUAUUAAAGAAUAAAGAAAAAGGGAAAAUAGCAGUUAUUUUUCAUAAAAAUGAAUUCUACCCAACUUCAUAUUGGUGCCAAGAUUUUCAUUAACAUUAAAUCUGGUUUUAACACUGGAGGUUGGUGAUUGAGUUACUGCAGAGUACCUCUAGUGACUUAAGUCAAUGGAAUUGGCCUAAUACUUUCUAAGAAAUUUGCUGGACGACAGAGUUAAUUUGAAGGUAGGAAGAAAUAGUAAUCUUCCUUUUGGGUGUAGAACGAGCUUCUGCUGCUCUAUAGCCAAUUUCCUAGACUCUUUUUUCUCUGUGAUGAUGAUGAUGAUAUAUGGCACAAUGGUCGCUGAUUAUGAGAUGAGAAGGAUGUGUCCUUAACAUGCUAGAAUUUUCCCAAGUGGAUAGGCUUCCUGAUCUUGCUAUGAAACUGCGAGCCUUCCAACAGCCAAGAUGAGAGAGUUGACUGCGGUUCUAUUAGUUGUUCCCCUAGAUCUAGCAAUCACUCCAAUGAGAGUUUUGCAAGAUCCUCUUUAUGGACCAGAGUGUAGAGCAAUGUAUGAAGAAGGUGAAGUAGAUGAUAGGUUUUUGAUGAUUUUGUUCCUCAUGGUUGAGCGGCUGCGUGAAAAUUCUUCAUGGAAUCCGUACCUUGAUGUGCUUCCUACAAGAUUUGGGAAUCCACUUUGGUUUACUGACAACGAGCUUUUGGAACUGAAGGGUACCACACUUUAUCGAGCAACUGAAUUACAGAAAAAUUCACUGCAGUCAUUGUAUGAAAAUAAAGUGAAGAAAUUGGUUAGUAGAUUGUUGACUCUUGAAGGGUUUACAGGAAGGGAGGUGAGCUUUGAAGAUUUCCUAUGGGCAAAUUCCAUUUUUUGGGCACGUGCCUUGAACAUUCCAAUGCCGCAUGAUUAUGUAUUUCCUAAAAUUCAAGAAGCGGUUGGAAGUGACUCCUUGAUAGAAGAAACUGCUGAGGUUUCAACUUCUGCUGUCUCCAAGGUGCAGUUGGCUUGCGUUAAGAAUGAAGAUGGGUGCGAAGAUCCUCGGAUGAUUGAUAGUGCAGCUAGUGGAGAAACAUUUGGGUCUUCAAAACAAGAAACUGUCUGGGUGGAGGGUCUUGUUCCUGGCGUUGACUUUUGCAAUCAUGAUCUGAAAGCAACAGCAACAUGGGAAGUUGAUGGAACAGGGUCCACUACUGGAGUUCCUUUCUCAAUGUACCUCCUCUCUGUUUUUAUCCAUGAUAUAUCUGGAAAAGCCAUUUCAAGGUCGUCCGGACUGGAGGAGGUUUCAAUCAGUUACGGUAACAAGGGGAAUGAGGAGCUCCUUUAUCUUUACGGAUUUGUCAUGGAAAAUAAUCCAGAUGAUUAUCUCAUGGUACACUAUCCUUUAGAAGCAAUCCAGAAUGCUUCCUCUUCUGAUUCAAAGUUACAGCUUCUUGGAGUACAGAAGGCUGAAAUGCGGUGUCUUUUACCAAGAAGGUUGCUGGAUCAUGGAUUUCACCCACCAAAAACCUCAAAUGUCAAAGAAAAUGUAGACUGCAGCAACAGAGCUUGCAAUUACAGCUGGAGUGGUCAGCGCAAGCUACCUUCUUACUUGGACAAGCUGAUAUUCCCUGAGAAAUUUUUAAGUGCAUUGAGAACUAUAUCUAUGGAUGAGGACGAGCUUAUGCAGGUUUCAUCUUUACUGGCAGAGAUUGUUGGACCUGAAGAGGAUAGGGAGCCCACUGACACUGAUGUCCAAGCCGCAGUCUGGGAGGCUUGUGGUGACUCUGGAGCUUUGCAAUUGCUUGUUGAUCUUCUUCAAAAGAAGAUGAUGGAUCUUGAAGAAGGCACCGGAACUCUGGACAGCGACACUAAGCUGCUAAAAGAGGCCCAAGUGACUGAAGACAUGAACACAAAUGGCUCGUGUCAGAAUUCUGCAAGAGAAUUAGACGACAAGAAGCCACAAAAUUUGAUGAGCAGGAACCAAUGGUGUAGCAUUGUUUAUCGCCAUGGUCAGAAGGAACUAACCAGUCUAUUUCUGAAGGAGGCAGAACAUGCUUUGCAUCUGUCAUUAAGUGAGGAAAACUAAACACCAGUUUAACAACUCUCUCUAGCACAGUUUUACAUGAUAGAUAUAGGUUUCAUCUGUUCUUUGUAAUUUAAAUGCAUGGGAAUUUUUUUCCUGAUCAUCUUGAGUAAUCUCAUGCUUGUGAAAUUUAUUUUCAUGCAUUUCAAAAUAAAAAAAUCUACUCCAAAAUUACCGGCCAUAUGUAUAGUGUCAAGGUGUAGUUUGUGUCCCCAUUGAUUUUCGUGUGUCACAUAUGAAACCCUUCUGUCUAUGCAUGUGUACAGUGUUCUGAUAGCUAGAUCUCCAUGAGCAAGGCAUACUUACACUACACCUGAGAUGUCUCUACAUGGCACAUUAGAGAAAUAUAAGUUCAAUUCAAUUUAAUAACCAAUUGACAAAGAAUUUCGAUAUCA